Molecule: messenger RNA, 1392 nt
Organism: Funneliformis caledonium
Lineage: Eukaryota; Fungi; Glomeromycota; Glomeromycetes; Glomerales; Glomeraceae
Source: the annotation of a GenBank genome assembly
AUGAACCAUUUGCCGCGUAGAGAGUUUAGAAAACUUAUGAGAAAGCAGCGAAAAAAAAAUGCUCGGAUAGAAGCCGCUAAAGCUAGGCAACUACAAGUGGAAGAAGAAAUCUCUGAAGAAGAAAAUUGGGAGAAAACAGUUAAAAGUAUAAAAAUACCCAAACCUAUUACCGAAGAAGAAAUUAACAAUAAAGAUUCAAAUGAAUUGUUUACAUCUCCAUCAGCAACAUCAGUUCAAGAAGACUCGAGCGAAAAAACCGAUUAUGGAACUGAGAAAGAUCAAGUCAAUUGUCCAUUUUAUCUUAAAACCGGCGCUUGCCGAUACGGUGAUUCAUGUGGUCGAUAUCAUCCUUAUCCUGAAAAAUGUUGUACUAUUUUAAUCAAAAAUAUGUAUGAGGGUAUGCCCGUGCAAUUGGCAGAUGAGAAUGAUGAUGAUGAUUUGGAGUUUGACGAAGUUGAAGCCGAAAAACAUUAUUUUGACUUUUUCGAAGACGUACAUACUGAAUUUCAGCAAUAUGGAAAUAUCGUGCAAUUCAAGGUAUGUAAUAAUUUUCAACAACAUCUACGUGGAAACGUGUAUGUACAAUAUUCAAGUGAGGUCGAGGCAGAACUAGCGAUCGAAAAUAUCAGGGGAAGAUGGUACGCUGGCAAACAGUUGAUAUGCGAUUACUGUCCAGUAACCAAAUGGAAACCCGCGAUAUGUGGAUAUUAUCAAAGAAAACAAUGUCCGAAAGGAAUUCAGUGUAAUUUUUUGCACGCAUAUAAAAAUCCUGGAGGUUUAUAUUCAGAUGCUGAUAGAGACUUUGAAGAUCUACCUUGGAAACAAUCAAAUUCGAUUAAGGCGAUUGAUAAUUCUUCUGUUUCCAAAUCAGUAAAAAAACUGCCUUCAGAAUCGAUAUCCGUUAGUUUUACAAAAUCUCCAAAACGAUCUCGAUCAUCAAGUCCAAAUAAGAGCCAUCCGCGUCACCUUUCACUGGAGCGCAAUCAUAAAAGUAGAUCAAAAUCACGAUCUCAUUCCCCUCGACGAUCAAAUGACAAACGACAUCGUCGGCAUCACAAACGUGACGACCACCAUAGUUGUCAUCAUCGACGUGAUGAGCAUCAUCAUCAACGUCGAAGUCGACAUCAUAAAAAGAAUGAUCGCGAUUUAAAUGAAUCGCUUUCACACCGGAAUCGCCAUUAUGAUUGUUGGGAUAAAAAGCCCAGCGAUUACGAAGCUGAUAAUGAAUUUAUGAAAAAGAGAUUUGGUGGCGAUAAACGCAAUUUUACGAGAGAUGGGGAUGAAAGUGGGAACGAUCCCAAGCGUGAAAAAUCGUAUCAUAAUUUGGAAACAUCUAAUGAAUUUAGAAAAGGUUCUAGGAUCAACGAACCUCAUGCAUCAUUACUUUGUUAA